AUGGAUCCGGCGGCCUUCGUGGCGUCGGCGCGAAAGUCGACGCUCUACGAGCUCCUCGGCGCGUCGUCGACGGACGAGAACGAGGCGCUGCGAAAGGCCUACCGACGACGCUCGCUGCAAUUCCACCCCGACAAGCACGCCGGCGACGACAGCGCGACGGAGGCAUUCCUCAUCAUCUCCCGGGCCUACGAGAUCCUCAGCGACGACGAGGCGCGGCUCGCCUACGAU
Messenger RNA from Aureococcus anophagefferens, 228 nucleotides. RefSeq lists its product as hypothetical. The annotation marks the transcript as partial. Gene Ontology annotation, cellular component: cytoplasm; nucleus. NCBI's taxonomy places the organism in Eukaryota, Pelagophyceae, Pelagomonadales, Pelagomonadaceae. The record is from RefSeq and is a predicted model, not a curated record. The transcript has a single exon. Gene Ontology annotation, molecular function: heat shock protein binding.